This is a messenger RNA of Phlebotomus argentipes, 4290 nucleotides long. It is a transcript of the gene RhoGAP100F, whose product is annotated as rho GTPase-activating protein 100F. The transcript is spliced from 17 exons. Bases 623 to 4180 code for a protein of 1185 amino acids. Gene Ontology annotation, biological process: signal transduction. Gene Ontology annotation, molecular function: protein binding. The record is from RefSeq and is a predicted model, not a curated record. NCBI's taxonomy places the organism in Eukaryota, Metazoa, Arthropoda, Insecta, Diptera, Psychodidae.
GAGAGUGGACAUUUGUAGGCUUCCUUCAAUAGGAAAAAUCAUCUCUCUUCACUCAUUACCUCUGCUCUGCCCCCAAUCGUCACGCCACAGUGAUUUCGUGUGAAAAUCCGCGCAGAGACACUCACGAGACGUGCUCGAUACACGCAGAUGGAGUGUUGUUAACCCCAGAGCCAGUUUGAGGAUGUGAAAGACUGACCUUUGGCUGGAGAAAAUUCAAAUUGGAGGACCUUUUGGUGCAGAUGAGGAGCCUAAAUUUGGGGCAAAGUGAGAAAUUUGUAGGUCAUAUCGUGGUCAUUGGCUGGUUGUGAGUGAUUAAGUUUCAGCCAGAGUGAGGCUCUUGCGGUGAAAAUCGGCAAAUGGUGGUGGUAAAACACUCCCUCGACGGUCAGGAGGCACGCUAAAAAGACGGUGAACAAUUUCAGUGGAUGUGUCGUGGCUGCGGGAAAGAGUUUCGCCUCGCUCCGGCCCUCGUCCUCUUCCGGCACCACAGGAAAGAUUGUAAUAUGUCAGUGAGACGACAGUUGGCGACCAAUUGGAUUCGUGAUAGUCAUUCGGCCGCCGCCGAGGGUCUCAGUGGACUGGGCAGCGUGGCGAGGAUUGUGAUCACGGCCAGGAUCUACUAAUGCAGUGGCGGAAGUUCACGCGACUGAAAGCUGCUACUGGACAUUCGCGUACGCGAAGAAUGCUUUGCUGUGGACGGAGAAAGGAAAAUGGAAGAUCUGUGCCUGACCUCACUGCCAGUCCGGGCCGAGCUCCGCCUGGACCAAUGCCAAGCAACCAAGGGCCCAUCAUCUCGCAACAGCGGCAGGGCGUCAAGGAGCCCGUCCUCCUGCAGGGUGACUUCCGGAAGGUCUCUGGCAUCAGCUCCGAGAUUUUCCGGCAAAUUGAGGCCGUGGAGAAUGACCAUGACCCGAGCACAGCGGCCGCCCUCGAGGCGGUCGAGAGAAGGGGUGAAAUGAUUGUGCGAAUUCUGGAGCCGCGAUGCAUCGGCGGUCGCAUGGCAGUCGAGGCGGCGCAGAAACUAAUGACAAAGGGCGAUGCUAGGCACACGGUUCAGUUGGUGGAAAUUGUCAAACGACCCGGUCAAACUCUCGGUCUGUACAUCCGCGAGGGAAAUGGAGCUGAUCGAUCUGAUGGUGUUUUCAUAUCACGAAUCGCUCUGGAGUCGGCAGUUUACAACAGCGGUUGUCUCAGAGUUGGCGACGAAAUCCUGGCAGUCAAUUUGGUGGACGUGACUCGAAUGUCUCUGGACGAUGUUGUCAUUAUCAUGUCGAUUCCGCGGCGACUGGUCUUGGCCAUCAGACAGCGACGAGGCGGCAGAGGCGCCAACUCCCCGGGGCCCCCAUCGCUCACGAGGCCCGAGCAGAAGCCGCCGCCUGUGGUGGUGAUCAAGAGGGACUUGCGCGAGGAGGACUUGGACAUGAUGGAGCAGGACAGACCAUCUCGAUCGAGGUCAUCGCGUGAGAGACGCACAGGCGAUGGCAGAGAAAUGACGGAGUCUCGCUCGAGACUGGGUCUCGGUCUGAACAACUACAGCCCUCAGAGUGAGCAGCUGGAUUUGUACUACAACAGUCGACCAAGUGCACAAAGCGAGCCACCCAGCUGGGGCUACAAGCCCCCGCCCCCACCCUCUGUCAUCACCGAACAACCCAAAGGUGCCCACCAGUUCACCCCAUCCCAUGCUUACUACCAGAACGCCGGCACACUCGAGAGUCUCGCCGAGAAAGUUCACGCUUUCUAUCCCAGCGAUGCUUAUGGUCCCAGUCGACGUAUGUCAGCGGGCGGCAUAGGAUCCAGCCAGUCCCACCAGAGAUUCCCUAGAAGUGGCUCCGAUCAGCAUCUUCCGCGUGUUGAGUAUUCAGAUUUCUCGUCACUUGGACGUCAUUCUCUGCUGCGCUCUAGUCUGAAAACAGGUACCCCCACGGGAGGAGGAACUCUUGGUCGCUAUGGUCGCUACGAACCACCGUCUCGCACGCCCAAGUACGGGGUCACCCCAUCUUCCACCCUGGCGCGGCGAGCCCGCCCCACGCUCGACUACUCCAGCGACACAGAGGCCACCAUCGGGCCUAGGCCUAGCUACUACUACUACAACCGACCCGCCCUGCCCAGCCUCGUGAGCUCAGGUAGAGCUAGUGUGGCUGGCAUGGGUCCUGACCUGGGCAAAUUCAAUUCGCUGCCGCGCGAGCGUCCCAGCGCCGCUCGCCUGGGCCUCAGGAGUCGCUUGGGAGAUCGCCUGCUCGACGAGGGUGACGGAAACUGGUCCGGACCCGAAUUGCCGCCCCGGGAUCGCGUUGCCGAGCUCCGCUCGCGCUUGGCAGCCAGUCCGUCUAUCUUCACCUCGGACGAGUACCGAGCGUGGCUGAGACGGGCGCCCAGCAGUUCCGCCAUCAGCGAGCAAAUGAGGGUGUCGCGCGGCCUCCUCGGACAGCACGUGGGCCGCUUCUCUUGCAGUGCCGAGAACAUUCAUGAUGCACUCAAGAACACUGAGAGCAUCUACAGCUCCAGGACGGGCACUCUGAGCUCCACUCUGGAUCGCCACUUGGGUCCGAGGGGAGCCCUGGCCGGGGUUCCCGUGAGGUCUCUGUCGUCGCAGCAUCUGGGCGCGCCGUCCAGCAUCCGGUCGCCCAGCAUGCGACGCAUGAGGCAGCUGCUGGAGUUGAGUAGUGGCCCGGGCAGUCCGGCUGGCAGCAGCAUCAGUGGUCACCAGAGUCCGGCGCCCACGCCAAGUGCCACACUUCCCAGACCCCAGCGUCAGAUCGACAUAAAUCCGGCUGAGUUUGUCAAGUACAAACUUGAGAAGCCUGUGGUGGACGUUAGUGGGAUUUCCGGGAUGCUGUGGAUCCACUUGCUGGCUGGCCGUGGACUCAGAGCCACGCCCGAGGGCACUCAAACUCCCCAACCCGCCGUGCGCGAUCUCUACUGCGUGCUGGAGUGCGACCGCGUGCACAAAGCCAGGACCGUGGUGAGGUCCGGAGAUCUGCAGUUCGACUGGGAUGAGUCCUUCGAGUUAGAUCUCGUCUGCAACCGACAGCUGGACGUGCUGGUGUACUCCUGGGAUCCCCAGCAUCGGCACAAGCUCUGCUAUCGCGGCGCCGUGUCUCUGGCCACGAUUCUCAGGCAGUCUCCGCUGCAUCAGCUGGCGCUGAAGGUGGAGCCGCGAGGGACGAUAUACUUGAGGGUGCGGCACACUGAUCCCUCAACUCUCUACCGCCGCCGCGGACUGCCCAGCCUUCGGGCGGGCUAUCCGCAGCUCUUUGGGGCAGAUCUGGAGACGGUAGUGACGCGGGAGGCGAAGGGGGCGCCCGGCAGUGCGCCCGUUCCUAUUGUCCUGCGCCGUUGUGUGGAGGAAGUGGAGCGCCGGGGACUGGACAUCAUCGGUCUCUACCGCUUGUGUGGUUCAGCCACGAAGAAAAGGCUUUUGAGAGAGGCAUUUGAGCGAAACAGCAGAGCAGUUGAAUUGAGUCCGGAUCAUGUUCCUGAUAUUAAUGUAAUUACUGGGGUGCUAAAGGACUAUCUCAGGGAACUUCCAGAGCCUCUAUUCACUAGAUGUCUUUUCCAAAUGACCUUAGAUGCUUUAGCUGUUUGCUUACCAGACGAUCCUGAAGGCAACGCAAAACUCAUGUUAAGUAUCUUAGACUGUCUCCCGCGGGCGAAUCGGGCAACCCUUGUGUUCCUCCUUGAUCACCUCUCAUUGGUUGUAUCUGCGUCUGACCGCAACAAAAUGUCAGCCCAGGCAUUGGCCACAGUCAUGGGACCUCCGCUGAUGCUGCACUCCUCAGGAAAUGCCGGCGAGAAUGUCGAUCAUGCACAGCCCAUAGCAGUGCUCAAGUACUUGCUGCAGAUUUGGCCACAACCACAAUCCGCUGCAGCUUCAGACAGGUCGACGCAGCGAGCCAAUCGGGCAGCGUGGAAACAGAGCCAGUGCAUUGCCAGCGGCCAAACCACAGGUCUCAUCCAGCCUCCAUACCUCACUCUCAGCAGCAUCCAGCAACCCAUCUCAAGGCCCUCUUCCGCUCUCAGCCACUCUCAGCAGUCGUGCGUCUCCAUCAGCAGUGGCUCUGUUAGCUCAAUCGCCUCAAGCCUCGCCGCUGGUGGCCCAACAGCACCUUCAAUCGGCGGUCUCAGCGGCCUCGGCGGUGCGCGUCCAGUCGCCACCCGGCACACCCUCCCCCGGCAGUAGUUCCGCCUCGUCAUCCGGAUCUGAAUCGGGCACAGACACGGUGAAGAGGGGUGCUUCGCCGGCGAUGAGUUUGUCUUCUGUGGCAUCUGCCUCGACGGUUCGCCUGCGGG